GGUUGCGACGGGGUAUGCCCUUUUCUCUUUGCAUAAAUAGACAGAGGUCAGACCUUUCUCCACGGUCAUGACUUGGUCUGCGGUAUAGCAAGCUCCUUCUCACGUUCCAAGAGUCAAGACUCAAGAGACAACCCGCAAAAGCCAGCCCACCAUGUCUACGACUCUUCACAACAAGCCAAUUCCGGCUCUAGGACGUCUUUGGUCCAUGUUCGGCACCGGAUCAUGGCACCCAAGCAAUCCAACCCCCAAACUCAAGUCGGAUGAUGACGACGUAGAUUCCCGUUCCCCGGAAUCCCUUACCCAGAAGCCCCUUCUCCCCGCUGGAAGCCUCAUGGGGAACGUAUCCGCCAUGAUCCGCAUCAUCUGGACCUUCACCAAGAACGACCUCUUCACCUUCUCCCUCCAAUGCGUCCUCUUCGGCGUCGCCCUCUCCUUCGCCAAAGAUGCAAGAACGGCACCCGACCCCCCCACGCUCAAGCAAGCCCUCUCCCGGCUCCCGGGUAGCUGUCUAUUCCAGUUCAUGAGCCAACUCCUUGUCAACCUCGACAACCAGCGUGAGCCUGCCUCUGUCGUUGAGGACAGCAUCAACAAGCCAUGGCGGCCCAUUCCCUCGGGCAUGAUCACGCCCGACCAAACCCGCCGCCUGCUCCUUUGCCUGGUUCCCCUAUACUUGGCCCUCGGCUAUGCCCUGGGCGUUUGGAACAUUGCAUUGCUUAUCGUCAUCGCCGUCUUCAUCUACAACGACCUCGGAGGCUCCGGCGAGCUUCUGGUGCGGGACAUCGUGCUGGGUAUCUCGUACAUUAUCUAUCAGAUGGGGCCGCUGCGAAUUGCGCUCGGGUCGGGAGAGUACCGUGCCGACAUGGCGGGGGAUCUCGUCAGCCCGAGGGGAUACGCGUGGGCGGCCAUGAGCGGCUUGCUCGUCGUCACGACCGUGCCCAUUCAGGACAUCAAGGACCAGGAGGGCGACCGGCAGCGGGCGAACCGCAAGACGAUGCCGCUGAUCAUUGGCGACGCGGCGACGCGCUAUUACCUGGCCGUGACCAUCCCGUUUUGGGCGGUGGUGGGAACGCUGUUUUGGGGGACGCCGGUCUGGUAUGCGGUGCCUCUUGUGGCGUAUGGGUUGUAUAUUUCGUGGCGGCUGCUGGCCAAGAGGAAUCUGGUGGAUGAUGAGGCGAGUUGGAGGAACUGGACUCGGUGGCAGCUGCUUGCGUAUGCGUUGCCUGCUGUGAGCGCACUGACAGAGUAAGCGGGGACAGUCCACGAGCGAUAACCGUGGAGACUAUCUACUGGGGGAAAAUGACCGGAGAGGGACUUUAAUGUUACGGAAAGGACAAAAGAUUGGAUCAUGACAUGGAUGGAAUAAAUGAAUGGAAUGACUAGGAGGAAUGAAAGGGGAUCAGGAACAUAACGAUUAAAGAUGACGAAAUGGCUAAGAAAAGACAAACAAAGAAUUCAUGAAACCGUUCGAA
Neurospora tetrasperma FGSC 2508 is the source of this 1469-nucleotide messenger RNA. RefSeq lists its product as uncharacterized. Gene Ontology annotation, molecular function: transferase activity, transferring alkyl or aryl (other than methyl) groups. The record is from RefSeq and is a predicted model, not a curated record. The transcript has a single exon. Lineage: Eukaryota; Fungi; Ascomycota; Sordariomycetes; Sordariales; Sordariaceae. The coding region runs from base 152 to 1246 and encodes 364 amino acids. Gene Ontology annotation, cellular component: membrane.